AAUCCUUAAAAAGUUCUCUGUCUGAAUUCCACCUGUAUCUUUGUUGCAUGAACGCCAUCUAUCGAUAAUCACUAAUUUCAGGUGUGUUGUUUAAAUUCAGUUUUUGAGUAUUAUUUUUCAUCGAUCUAAUGUAAAUAUAAUUACAUAUAACAGCAAAUGUGAUUUACCAAAGGUGUAAUAAGCCGAAAUUGACCAAGUUCAGACUUUUUGACGCAGAACAUUUCGAUCAGGUAAAACCUAAAACUCUUCUUUAUUUGGAUCAUACCUAAUAUAUCAUAAACAAAACUUUCAGCAAUUUGUAAUCGGCUCAUUUCGCAAAGAUGUCGAAUGCUUAUAUGGAUACUGCUAAACAGAGAAAAUUUUAUCUUGCUUCUCUUAGACGAAAUGAACCUCCAUCCUUUCGACCACACAUGAUAAUUUUGGUAGUUCUGGCAGGUGCAACGGUCUUUGUUGGCUUAGUGAUAACUGUUAUAUCGUAUUUUCCGGGAUAUAGUUCACCUUCUAAGGGUGGUGAGGCUUUAAAAAUAGCCGGUCCAACAGUUUUGGGAGUGGGAGGUCUAUUCUUAAUUUUGUUGAUUAUAGAGAGUUGCUACAAUAUGUCAAAAGAAACGGAAAAAAAUCAACAAUAUUUGAAUGAUCAAACAGUGGAUAGACUGAGCAUUGUUACUGGGCAAACAGUUGGCUCAGAACCAAAAGGAAUACUGAAAAACAAAACGGGAUCUCUUUCAAAUUUUGAACAACCUGAAAUGGCUUCUUUCCCCGCUCCUCCUCAGAAUAAUGACUUCGAUGAAAGUCAGACGUCCUAUAAGAUCUACUCCGUAGAAACCCUACCAGAAGUUCCGGCAACCAAGGUACCAGAGCCCCAAUAUUCUAAACCCAAACGAAAAAAGGAAAAACUUCAAGCUGCUCCAGCUCAAUAUCAUGAACCACAACAGAGUUUAGCUGGUAUGGGAGCGGGAACUUUCGCUGGUGGAGUUAUCGGAAUGUCAGCUAAUUCUCCAAUGACAAGUGAUAUGUCAUACCACGAAACUUCCCAAGAUAGGUAUAUGCCGCAAUCAAUCGAGGCUCAGAAUGUUUAUAUCGAUCAACGUGGUCAACCGAUGUCAGCGUCUCGUCCCAGCAUUGAAACGGAAAUAUGA
Messenger RNA from Dimorphilus gyrociliatus, 1139 nucleotides. The record is from the annotation of a GenBank genome assembly. Lineage: Eukaryota; Metazoa; Annelida; Polychaeta; Dinophilidae.